Molecule: messenger RNA, 3217 nt
Organism: Physella acuta
Lineage: Eukaryota; Metazoa; Mollusca; Gastropoda; Physidae
Product: protein downstream neighbor of son homolog
Biological process (GO): nuclear DNA replication
Cellular component (GO): nucleus
Source: RefSeq, a predicted model, not a curated record
GGCGCCAGCUCGUAUUGGAAAAAUAUUACAAAGCCUGGAGUCGUUUUGUAGUUAAAAUUUAUUCAAGUCUAGAACUCGACUAAAUCUAGGAUUUUAGAUUUAGGUCAAGAUCAUUAUCAUUAUGACAUCACCAAGUAAGAAAGAAUGGAAAAAUCCAAACGACAUCAUGAAAAUUCAUCGCAUAAAAAGACAAAGUUCUGGUGGGAUAACACAGAAAUCAAAAAUCAACAUUUCCAGACGUAACUCAAUGUCUGCAUUCUCUGAUUCUGUCAAAACAAAUGGAAUAUUAGCCUCAAAAAGUGACUCCAGCAUUAGCUCCUCUCAAAAAAGGAAAAACCCUUUCAGCUGUGAUUCUCACUCUAGCAACAAGCGUAGGUUCAGCCUACAGGUCGGUACAACAGAAACAGUGACAGACAGUGAGAAGGUGAACACUUUAGUGGAGACAUCUGUAUGUGAGGAUGCAGAGCAUCCAGUGGGAAUUGAAACAGAAAAACAAGUUGAAUAUAAUCAUCAGCAUCAUGUUCGAAGUCUUUCUGAUCUAGAGGAAAAAGAUGAAAUCUCACCACCAAAGAAAUGUGAAAGUUUGAAGACUAAAGAGCUGAUGAGUGAUGAAAAUAUACAAAACAUGCAACAAGAUCAGCAUCCUUCUGAUUACCCCAGCUUGAUUACUUCUCCAAACCCUGAGGAGCACAGCAAGUUGCAUCCCAACCCUCCUUUGGACUGGAGCUUAAAAUCAAAGCUUCGUGUAAUUGUCCAUAGUCUAGAGUCAUCCUACAAGAAAAUUCCUGGUAUUGAUGCUAAGCAUGUGGACAGCUUUAUUCACCACAAUUUAGAUAAUGAUUCUAGUUGGAAUUCUCUGGAUGUAUACCAGAAGCUAAAGCGAUGUUGCUUGUACUACACUUACCCACACAUGCCUUGGAUUUCAACCUUUCCCAGGAUGAACACAGACUUUAAGUCACGGUCAGCUUCACUUGUUUCAACUAGUAAUGAAGUCCUUGAUGCUUUUCAGAAAGAUUGGGCAAACACAUUUACAUCUGUGUAUCAGCAGUUCCGCAGCGGUCUCUGUCCAUACUUUUACACAUGUACACAUCAGUUUACAGUGUUGUUCAGGUGUCAAAGGUCAACUAACAACACAUCUAUUUCUGCCAUCUUGUCACCAUCCACUCGAGGGCUGAGGGAGAUGUUGAACAGAGAAGGUAUAGGCUAUCGAAUGCCAAAUAUAAAAACACAAAAGCUGAAGAAAACAGACAAGAACAGCAGCAAAGAUGAUGAGAAUCUAUCUCAGAGGUGUCAACAGGUUGAUUCUAAAUCAGAUAAAGAAAAUGUUGAAGUGAAUCACACUGGCACUGAAAGUGACCAUAUCUCUGACCCUCCUGAAGCCAAAGCUACUGAUGAGCAGGAUGAUGACAGUGAUGAUGACUUUGAUAUAGCGGAUCAUGAUGGGGCCUCAAGAUGGCUGGAAGGAAUGGGAUUAAAUCACAAAGAUUUUCCUUCACUCAAGCCAUUUGAAGUCAAACUACAACGUGAAGGUUACCGUGAGAUAGACAACCGUCCCCAGUCUAUGCUGUAUGUGGAAGGUGUUGACGUCCACCCAUUCUUCAACUUCCUGCUCAACUACCCAGGUUGUAUAGCCAGCAGUGGGCCACAGCAUGGCAUCCCCCCAACCCUGCUGUCCCCUACUCCCUUUGUGGGAUCUCUGCUUGUACAAAACAAUGUGAAGCAUUCUGUCUUGAAAGAUAAGAAACCACUGGACUCCAAGCUUGGAACUACCCACGUGUUUGAAAUCAUGGGUCCUCUCCUGCCCCAUCACACGCUGAACGUGGCCUGUACUUUACACACCAGCCAGGAAGUGAUAUCAGCCAGCGUGUCACACAGCACCUACCUGCCCAGCGCAGCCCUUAACACCCUGGCUGUCAACACUGAGGAAAAAGACAAACUGGCUUCUGGCCUACAAAAGCUGUUUGUGGACAUUUCCUAUGCUUAUCCUGGUUUACUGGAGGGUGUGAAGGAUAGGAUGACAAGUCCACCGCAAGUAGAGAACGGCAUGUCUGUGAAGGAAGUUGCAGUUUCUAAAAGUGGCUUUACCUGGUCUUGUCUGUAAACAAAAUGUGUGUUGUAUAUGUUGAUGUUAUUUAUUUAUUUAAGAUUUAUAUUGAUGUUAUUUAUUUAUUUAAAUUUAAGAUUUUAUAAGAGCUGACAUAAGUGCUGCCAAGUAUAAAGUAUGUUGCUGAAAUAUUUUCAGUGUAAUGGAAAUGCAAAUAAUAAAUGCAGAGCAUACACUGUGUUGAGCUAAUAUAAAAUGCUGUGACUGAAGAGAUAAAGAUUUGCGUUUGUGUAAGAAAUUGUGUUUUCAUUUGUUAGUAUACACAUUUGUAUAUAUAUAAUUUCAAUUUGUUGUUUUUUAAAUUAUGGCUGUAACUUAUCUCUAUACUGGACUCUCCAGUACUGGUCAAACAAGAUUUCCUGUUACGUAUAUCAUCACUGUUAUCACAAUGUGCUAUGGAGAGUUUUCAUGUUGAAAGUAAAUCAGCAAAAAGUGAAUAAUUAUGCUUUGAGUUUGAGCCAUAAUUGGUGAAUGCAUAAACUAAAUCUAAAAAAAAAAUAUGUCUGAGAUGGUUAUGGAAUGAUGGUGUUGCCCUAGGUAGUCUUUGUGACUCAAGGAUAUCUGUAGAAUGAUACAACUCAUGAACUUUGAUUCACACUGGCCAGUUGUAUGGACAUGUAACAAUAUAAACCAGUUUAUUUUUAGAUUUGUUUGGCAGUGUUUGAACUUUUAAUUGUAAAUAUCUAGUUAUUUACAAGCCGGUACUUUUUUUUUAUAAAAAUGAAAACCAUGAAUGUAUUUUUUUAAACAAACAGUACAACAAAUGUUAUGACAUAAGUUUUUGGUAAAAAAAAAUAAGGUUAAAACAUUACCUUUCACAAGGAUUAUUUUAAUAGUAGGGAGAUUUCUCAAAUUCUAAUUUUCUAAUAAUUUUUACUUAGACUGUGAGCAUAUUUUAAUAUUUUAUGGGGGUUUUUACAAAUUGUGUGUAGAUUACAUUUAUGUGAACAUUCUGACAUUGAAUGGAUUUUUGUGUUUACAUAGUGACAUUGCUGGUAUUAUUCAACAUGAAUAUUAAUUUAUAGUAAAUAAUAGAAAUACUUGGUUUGUAAAUUAAAAGUGAAUGAAAUACCGUCUAUGACUAGUACUUUUAUGUAGUGCUAAUGUUUUUAU